GGGCGGAAGUUGCAGGUUGCAUGGAGGCGAGGGACUUUUUGAUGUUAUCAUUUUCAAUCAGAUUUGUGGGUCAAUUCUGAACAUGAAAGUCACAAUAACGACACUCUCAGACGACAUAUUCACAUUAGAGGCUGCCGGUGACAUAGAGCUUGAAAAUUUCAAAGCACUAUGUGAAUUUGAGACGGGAAUUCCGGCUCGAGAAAUCUCGAUUAUGUGGAAUGGCCGGCCCCUCCUGGACGAAAAGAAGACGCUGUCUGCUUAUGGGAUUAACGAUGGGGACGUCCUUCUGCUACAACAGCUGCGGGGACCCCAAGGGAGACCAACUGACACCCCGCAACCCCCAGCUGGUGCUCAAGUUGGACCAGGAGGAGGUCAGCUUCCCUUCAUAGACUUCUCCAGUGUAGCUAUUCCAGGCACCUCAGCAGGUGCUAGCCACCAGUCUGCCCAGGGUGGUGCCAGAGGGGGAGGAGGGGUACCCCCAGGGGGUGUGCCUGAAGACCCUGCAGUUCUCAUGGAGAUGCUGCUAAGCUCCCCUCAUGAGAUGUCUCUUCUGAAAGAGAGGAACCCACCACUAGCAGAUGCUGUGUUAAGUAGAAAUUUAGAAAAAUUCACAGAGGUUCUCAAUAAGCAGAAAGCAGAGCGAGCAGAAAGGGAAAGGGAGAGAAUAAGAAUGCUGUCCGCUGAUCCUUUUGACGCUGAUGUCCAACAAAAGAUAGCAGAAGAAAUUAGAUUACAAAAUGUGGAAUCCAAUAUGGAGACGGCCAUGGAGUAUGCCCCAGAGAGUUUUGGCCAGGUAGCCAUGCUGUAUAUAGACUGUAAAGUCAAUGGGCAUGAUGUCAAGGCCUUCGUGGACUCAGGAGCUCAGAUGACAAUAAUGAGCCAGAAGUGUGCUGAGAGAUGUCACAUCAUGCGGCUAGUGGAUACCAGGUGGGCGGGGAUUGCUAAAGGUGUGGGCACCCAGAAGAUCAUAGGAAGAGUACAUCUAUGUCAGAUACAAAUUGGUCCAGAUUUUCUUCAAUCCUCCUUCUCCAUACUAGAAGAUCAACCCAUGGACAUGUUACUAGGUCUAGAUAUGCUUAAAAGACACCAGUGCUGUAUAGACCUAAAGCGUGGUACUCUAGUCAUAGGGACAACAGGUACGGAGACGCCAUUCCUCACCGAGUCUGACCUCCCAGAUCACGCUCGUCUCAAUCGAACGGCCUCCGAGGUGGACGAGGGACAGCUUCAGGAACACGAGGAUCGCGAACUAGCUGAGGCCCUGAAUAAGUCCGCCAAAGAAGCAGGAGGCUCCCAUUCCAAAGACAGCAAGACAAGCCAACCACAGCGCCCCCUAUCACAGUCUACAAGCUCAGCAUCAUCAUCAUCAUCAUCCACCCCCUCUUCUCAGUCAGGCACAGCCACCUUUCCAGAAACUGUUAUCAAAAGAAUCAUGGAUUAUGGCUUUCCCAGGCAACAGGCAAUUGAAGCAUUAAGGAACGCUAAUGGUAAUGCAGAGACGGCACUCGCAAUAUUACUUGCCUCUUCGUUGCAAAUUCCAAAAUGACAGCCAUUAAUUUUGUGUCUGAGAUUCCAAUUUUCAGUUAUAUUCUUUUUCUAACUGUGAAAUGUCUCCAGUUUCUCAGUGCUUGAUUAAAAUGGAAAGGAAGCAACAGAAGAAGAAACUGUUAAUCAAACAUCACCGGUGACCCUUUCCAUAAAUCGCCUGAUCCAUUGGCCUUAGCAUAGCCUGCUAAACUUAUAUAGCUAAACACUUAAAGCCAGUUCAGAGAUUUCAAACGAAGUUUUACAAACAAACAACCGACAUACAUGUUCCAAAUAUUGAGUUGAAAUCGGUAUCAAAACAAUGAUGUAAAGGCAAGUGGCCUUAAGGAUACUUCAUGAAAAGCAAGUAUAGACAGCUAAGAGUUUUAGAAGGCUAAGCUAAGGCUGGUUAUUGACAUAGGGCUAUGCAUGGACUUUUUUAUGGGGG
Lingula anatina is the source of this 1969-nucleotide messenger RNA. Its product is annotated as protein DDI1 homolog 2-like. The record is from RefSeq and is a predicted model, not a curated record. Gene Ontology annotation, molecular function: aspartic-type endopeptidase activity; protein binding. NCBI's taxonomy places the organism in Eukaryota, Metazoa, Brachiopoda, Lingulata, Lingulida, Lingulidae. Gene Ontology annotation, biological process: proteolysis.